Trichoderma aggressivum f. europaeum is the source of this 981-nucleotide messenger RNA. RefSeq lists its product as uncharacterized. Lineage: Eukaryota; Fungi; Ascomycota; Sordariomycetes; Hypocreales; Hypocreaceae. The transcript is spliced from 4 exons. Gene Ontology annotation, molecular function: oxidoreductase activity. Bases 1 to 981 code for a protein of 326 amino acids. The record is from RefSeq and is a predicted model, not a curated record.
AUGGCCGCCAAAGCACCCCUCGACGUCAUCAUUGGAGCUGGCAAUAUUGGAGACAGAAGUAUCGACAAAACCGUGCGGUACGACACGCCUGAAGAGGUGAACGCAUACUUGAACGCUUUCUACGAUCGCGGUUAUAAACAUAUUGAUACCGCUCGCGCGUACUCGACCGGUGCAUCAGGAACAUCCGAGCCCAGACUCGGUGCUGUUGAGGCUGGCAAGAGGUUCACCAUCGACUCUAAAGCGCUAUCCCGAGAGCCAGGGAGCCACACAAAGGAGAAAAUCGCUAGUGAAGUAGAGGCGUCUCUCAAAGCUCUGAAGGUUGACCAAAUCAACAUCUAUUACCUGCACCAGCCUGACCGAGAGACUCCCUUUGAGGAGACGUGCGAAGCCAUGGACAAGGCGUACAGGGAAGGCAAGUUUAGGAAGUUUGGGCUUUCUAACUACACGGCAAGCGAGGUUGAACAAAUUCUCGAAAUCUGCGAACGUCGCGGAUUCGUAAAGCCGAGUGUCUAUGAGGGGCAGUACAAUCCUAUUGUCCGAGGUGGAGAGAAGGUAUUGUUCCCUCUUCUGCGCAAGAACAACAUUGCAUUCUAUGCCUGGAGCCCUGCCGGAGGAGGCUUCUUCGCUGGAAACCAUAAGAAUGGCAAGUCUGGCGGCCGUUUCGACAAAUCCACCUUUCUCGGAGGCGUCUACUCGCAGCUGUAUCUCAAGCCUUCAAUCGAAGUUGCAACGGAUAAUGCGUUGGCAAUUGCCGCCAAGCAUGGCAUUAGCGGCCAUGCUGUUGCCCUGAGAUGGACUGUGAACCACAGUGUUCUCGACAGGAAGCAUGGUGAUGCCAUCAUCAUUGGCGCAUCGAACCUCGACCAGCUCAACUCCAACCUCGACGUCAUUGAACAAGGACCUCUGCCUGACGAUGUCGUCGAAGCUGUCAAUGCUAUCCAUACCGCCCUUGGAACUGACGAGGUUCCUUAUCAUUUUUAG